Molecule: messenger RNA, 5749 nt
Organism: Piliocolobus tephrosceles (Ugandan red Colobus)
Lineage: Eukaryota; Metazoa; Chordata; Mammalia; Primates; Cercopithecidae
Gene: SRBD1
Product: S1 RNA binding domain 1
Exons: 21
Coding region: 72-3053 (993 amino acids)
Biological process (GO): translation; nucleobase-containing compound metabolic process
Molecular function (GO): mRNA binding; structural constituent of ribosome
Source: RefSeq, a predicted model, not a curated record
CUUCCGGCGGGAACCGGAAGGUGCGGUGGCACACACGGAAUCCCGGGUCUUCUGACGUGCCGGGCGGGAAGAUGUCAUUGCCAAGAAGAGCAAAAGUACAGGACCAGGGUGUGGUACCGAAAGAUGAAUUUUCUUCAUUCUCUGAGUUAUCAUCUGCCUCUGAAGAAGAUGACAAGGAAGAUAGUGCCUGGGAGCCCCAAAAGAAAGUUCCCAGAAGCCGUAAGCAGCCCCCUCCCAAGGAAUCCAAACCAAAGAGGAUGCCUCGGGUGAAGAAGAAUACCCCACAGAUCAGUGAUGGCUCAGAAGUCAUUGUCAAGGAGGAGCUGAAUAGCUCUGUGGCUAUUGCUGACACUGCUUUGGAAGACAAAAAAAAUGAAUUGGAUACCGUAGAGACUCUGAAAACAGCCAAGACAAAACGGAAAUGUUCAGCGCAGCCACAUGCAGCUCAAAGGACCAAAAAACUGAAAGUUGAUGAAGAAACCAGCAAAGCCAGCAACUUAGAGGGUGAGAGUAAUAGUUCAGAGACACCAUCCACAAGCACUAUGUGGGGAGGUACAUGCAAGAUGGAAGAGAAUGAAGAUGACUUUACAUUUGGUCAGUCCCCUUUAAAGAAAAUGAAGACUGAAACAUGUCCUCAGGGGCAGCCUGUCAAGUUUCCAGCAAAUGCCAAUAAUAUUAAAGAGGAGGUGGAAAUGAAUUGGGACAUAGUACAGGUUUUAUCUGAAAGAACUAAUAUCGAACCUUGGGUUUGUGCCAACACCAUUCGUCUAUUUAAUGAUGAUAACACAAUUCCCUUCAUUAUACGUUAUCGAAAAGAGCUCAUUAAUAACCUUGAUGCUGAUUCCUUGAGAGAAGUUCAACAAACCCUAGAAGAGCUACGGGCUGUUGCAAAGAAAGUUCAUAGUACAAUCCAGAAAAUUAAGAAGGAGGGGAAGAUGUCUGAGUGCUUGUUAAAAGCCAUGCUGAAUUGUAAAACUUUUGAAGAACUAGAACACGUGUCUGCUCCAUAUAAAACUGGGAGCAAAGGGACUAAAGCCCAGAGAGCAAGACAGUUGGGCUUAGAAGGAGCAGCCAGGGCACUGCUUGAGAAACCAGGGGAACUCAGUCUGCUAUCAUACAUUAGGCCUGAUGUUAAAGGGCUUUCAACGCUUCAGGAUAUUGAAAUAGGAGUGCAGCAUAUUUUAGCAGACAUGAUUGCUAAAGACAAAGACACGCUUGACUUCAUUCGGAACUUGUGCCAGAACAGACAUGUUUGUAUCCAGUCAUCUCUGGCAAAAGUGUCCUCAAAAAAGGUAAAUGAGAAAGAUGUUGAUAAGUUUCUGCUCUACCAGCAUUUUUCGUGCAACAUAAGAAGCAUUCACCAUCAUCAGAUUCUGGCAAUUAACCGUGGAGAAAAUUUGAAGGUACUGACGGUUAAGGUCAAUAUUUCUGAUGGAGUGAAGGAUGAAUUCUGUAGGUGGUGCAUCCAAAACAGGUGGAGACCACGUGGCUUUGCAAGGCCAGAGUUAAUGAAGAUCUUACGUGAUUCACUGAAUGAUUCCUUUAAACGCCUUAUUUAUCCUCUUCUCUGUAGAGAAUUCAGAGCCAAACUAACAUCAGAUGCAGAGAAGGAAUCAGUAAUGAUGUUUGGACGGAACCUUCGUCAGCUCCUUUUAACAAGCCCUGUUCCAGGGCGCACCUUAAUGGGAGUGGAUCCUGGUUAUAAACAUGGUUGCAAAUUGGCUAUAAUUUCUCCUACCAGUCAGAUACUUCACACUGAUGUGGUUUACUUGCAUUGUGGACAAGGCUUCCGAGAGGCAGAGAAAAUAAAGAGGCUUUUGCUGAAUUUCAACUGCAGCACAGUGGUGAUUGGAAAUGGAACUGCCUGCCGAGAAACAGAAGCUUACUUUGCUGACCUGAUAAUGAAGAAUUAUUUUGCACCACUGGAUGUUGUUUACUGUAUCGUCAGUGAAGCAGGAGCAUCAAUCUACAGUGUCAGCCCUGAAGCUAACAAAGAGAUGCCAGGACUGGACCCUAAUUUGAGAAGUGCAGUUUCCAUAGCGAGGCGUGUACAAGAUCCAUUAGCUGAGCUAGUGAAAAUUGAGCCGAAGCACAUUGGAGUUGGAAUGUAUCAGCAUGACGUAUCCCAGACUUUACUCAAGGCAACACUGGACAGUGUUGUAGAAGAAUGUGUCAGCUUUGUGGGGGUGGACAUUAACAUCUGUUCAGAAGUUUUGUUAAGGCAUAUUGCAGGACUCAAUGCCAACAGAGCCAAAAAUAUUAUUGAAUGGCGCGAGAAAAAUGGACCCUUUAUCAACCGAGAACAGCUGAAGAAAGUGAGAGGACUGGGUCCAAAAUCCUUCCAACAGUGUGCUGGCUUCAUCAGAAUCAACCAGGAUUAUAUCCGAACAUUUUGCAGUCAGCAAACUGAAUCUUCAGGCCAAAUUCGAGGAGUUGCUGUUACAUCUUCAGCAGACAUUGAGGUCACAAAUGAGAAGCAGGGCAAAAAGAAGAGCAAAACUGCAGUGAAUGUUUUACUGAAGCCAAAUCCUUUGGACCAAACUUGUAUUCAUCCAGAAUCAUAUGACAUAGCAAUGAGGUUUUUGUCAUCCAUUGGAGGGACACUGUAUGAGAUUGGAAAGCCUGAAAUGCAACAAAAAAUAAAUUCAUUCCUUGAAAGGGAAGGAAUGGAGAAAAUUGCAGAAAGAUUGCAAACAACAGUACACACCUUACAGGUCAUCAUAGAUGGUCUCAGCCAGCCUGAAAGCUUUGAUUUUCGAACAGAUUUUGAUAAACCUGAUUUCAAGAGAAGCAUAGUAUGCCUGGAAGAUCUGCAGGUUGGGACAGUUCUUACAGGCAAAGUGGAGAAUGCCACUCUCUUUGGAAUUUUCGUGGAUAUAGGAGUAGGGAAAUCUGGGCUGAUUCCCAUACGAAAUGUAACAGAAGCAAAACUUUCAAAAACAAAGAAGAGAAGGAGCCUUGGACUGGGCCCCGGAGAAAGAGUGGAAGUCCAAGUGCUCAACAUUGACAUCCCCCGAUCUAGGAUUACUCUGGACCUCAUUCGGGUGUUAUGAGUGUCCCACUGAAGGCCAAACACUGAUAUUAUUUUCUCAUUUCUACACAUUGACAAGAAUAAGUCAGUUGCUUGUAAAAUUUAGGUAGCAGAUGAGAAAUAAUUCACUUAACAUCAGAAAUAUUUUCCAAACACUUUCCUGUAUUUUUUCUUCUGAAUUAAUAGAAAAUCAACAGUUUGGUUUCCUUUCCCCUUAAAGGAAACAACUAAUACGCAUUCUUAUAUGGCUUUAUGUAGUAAUAGUUUUCUGGCUAAAAUUUUGGUUUUUAUUUUUUUGUAAUUUAUCUUUAACUCCUUUUGCAUUUUGUAUAACAGAUUGCUUAACUUCUACUUGCCAACAUCUGCCUUGCUGGACUUGUAUGGGAUUGUCUUCUUGAUUUGACUUGUACAGUCUUUGUUGACACAGUAGGGCUGGGCAGUGUUUAAUCCUUCCAUUUUAUAGAUUCUUUUUUUAAUCAGGCCUUUUGGACUUCAUCAUUUUGCAAUAAUCUCUUUUCCUUUGUCAUGCAAACCAAAACAGAUUUUGAUGUGUUUGUAACCAUCAAAUGAAUGGUUCGAAACAUUUCUCAAAAGGAUAUAUAUAUUGACCCCAACAAUAAAGGUUUGUGGCUAGUGACUUGUUUUUGCUAUGUUGAUUCAGUGAAUGACUCAGAAGUCAGUCUUGAUGAAAGAAGAUAUGGUUUAUGUAACCUUUGGAGAAGAGGGAAGCCUUUGGAAAUUUGAAGAAUGGUUUUGUUUGACUUACCAUAGAAGAGUGUGUCCUUUCUUAAAUCAGAAUUAAACUUCAAAUGGGGAUAGAAAUGGCCACAAAUUUUAAAGAUCAAAUAUAGAUCAGGUGUGAAGGGACAAGAAAAACAAGUAUAUAAAGGAAGUGACUCUUACUCUGUUUUUAUUCAGUGGAGAUUGUAAGGAUUAGCAUGACCAUUCAGGGUCAAAAUAAAGCCCACAGUGGACUGGUAUCCUGUUCAUUCUGACUACUGCUGCUGCUGUUGAUUUGCCUGAUGAAGAUAUUUGUAUGACUGAAUGAGUGUUUGGUUUUCUCCAUGCAUAAGUAGGGGAUGGUUACUAAAGAUGACCAGUCUUGUUUAUUUGCCUAGGAAACACCCAUUGUCCUGGCAUAAUUUUUAAUAUUGCCUCUCUUUGUUCUCAGAGUGCCCCAUUUUGAAUGAUAAAUCAUAUGAUCAACUAUAGUAGUCACUAAGUAGUGACUGUGACUAUGUUUCAUGAUAGUUCUACAAUGCAGUUGGUUCCUUAAAAGUUGCAUAUAUCAACUUUUUUGAUAUAUAAAACUUAUUUGCCUAGCAAUUUCAUUUCUGAAAUGCUUUUCCUCUGUUUCUUACUGGUCUUUAACUGAUAAUGGAUCUAUCUUAAUGUUAUAUAACUUUAAGUCGAUCUUCCUACUCACUCCUCCUAAUAUUCUUCCAGGUUCAUAAUCUAUAGCUCAGUGAUGAAUGAUGUGUACCUGAGGAGUCUUACUCUGAAGCCUGAGAUAUAAGUUCACACGAGUGUUUUAGAGGAAGAGGCCUUCUCCCUGGGCACUUCAGAUAUAGGAACAAGAACAGUGACAGUGUAAAGCUGCUCUGUUGACCUGGCAGCUAAGCUUUCAUGGACACAACAAGGACUUGACAUUGCACUGGAUUGUGUAGUUUGUCCCAUCCAGCCCAGACAUGGUAGAAGCUGGUGUAAGGCCUAAGCUAUAAAAUGAGGGGCCACAUCUCAUUUAUAACUGCAAAGUGUGCAUGGUGAUCCAUUAUAUUCUAUUCCUAGUCUCUGUUCUACUAGUAAUCCAGUGUGCCUUUGAGCUGGUAUCUUUACUUCUACAGACCUCCUUUUCCCAAAUUUAAAAUGGCAUAUGAGAAAGCGUUUAUUCCCAUAUACAUUUACUGGUGGCCUCCUGGGGUGCCAGGCAUUGUGCUAGUCACUGACCAGAAAUUGUGAUAGAAAAAUAGGUAGGGAUAGGGAGCACGAAAAGAAAAUAAAAAGAAAAAAAUAGUCAUUAUCCUUGUCCUUGUGGAGCUUAGAGUCUAUUGAGAAAGCAUAAUUAAUCAUAUAAAAAUGUAAAACUACAAUCAGAUAAGUGAUAUAAUGGUGACAAUGUGUAAUAAAUUGGUUGACUUAGAAAAGUCAAAGUAGUUCAGUGGGAUUUGAGAUGUGAAAGAUGACCAGAACUAGGACAAAUUUUACUGACCUUUAAUAGUAACUCUUCCCAAUAAAUAGUGAGAAUGAGCUGUAUUGGAGUGGACUUAAGAGAGUAGGAGGAAUUAGAUUGCAGACAAUGAAUAUAGAUAGUUCUUUUAGGGAGUUUAGCUGUAAAGGAGGAAGAGAAAUAGCACAGUGGUUGGAAGGGGGAAAUGGAGUCAAAAUUUAAGACAAAAGAAAUGUAUACAAAUGGAAAUGAUCCAGUAAAAACAGGAAAAUAUUACACAGGAAACAGAGGGGAGAAUUACUGGAAAGAUAUCCUUGACUAAAUGAGAUCAGAUGGAAUCUAGUGCACAAGGGGUUGGUCUAAGAUAGGAAUACAAAGAGUUUAUUCAUAUUAGCGGGAGAAGGGACUAAGUAUAUGAACACAAAUGUAGGUAGGUAAAUAUAGGAGCUCAUGGAAAGUUUCUGAAUUUCUUCUAGUUUUCUCAUUGAAUUAUGAAGGAAUACCAUCAUCUGAGACCAAACAUUGAAGAGAAAGGGAAUUGGAGGUUUGAA